This is a messenger RNA of Scleropages formosus (Asian bonytongue), 4874 nucleotides long. RefSeq names its product DENN domain-containing protein 2D-like. The record is from RefSeq and is a predicted model, not a curated record. NCBI's taxonomy places the organism in Eukaryota, Metazoa, Chordata, Actinopteri, Osteoglossiformes, Osteoglossidae. The transcript is spliced from 15 exons. Bases 880 to 2556 code for a protein of 558 amino acids. Gene Ontology annotation, cellular component: nucleoplasm; cytosol.
UAAAUGUAAGGUUAGAAUUGUUAUAGUUUACAAGAGCAACUUCAGGGAUAGUACCUCACUCAAAGAUACUACAACCAAAGGUGGGAAUCAAACGAGGAACCUUUGGAUCCCCACGCAGCAGCUCUACCUACUAGGCUAUCAGCUUCGCCACCAGAUCAUCACUCAAGAAACAACAGCCAAAAAAAAGGCUUUAAACCCCCCCCACUCUCCUGAUCUAAAGUAACGCAGCUUAUGGAUUAGACCCCCUGCUUUACCAGUGCAGCUUGGCUAAAACAAAGUUUGGUCACUUGAUGUUCAGCAGAUGCAACACUUUUCCAGCAGGAAAUUAUAACAGAGUUUGCUUUCCGGCGCUCAUGCAGAAGGCCAAUGAAGGACAAGCUUGGAAGUUACAGUCAGAAAGUUUCAAAAUGCAGAUUUCUGGCAGCUUCUUAUGUAAAUCUAACUAAAACAAUAGUUCAUGUUCAAAAAAUGGCAUCACAGGAAACAGAUGAGGGUUUAGUGUGUCAGUUGGGUUCCCUCUGUAGGACACGAUGGACAGGUAGAAUCUGACAGCACACUGACAACAUGGAAUAGAAGAGGAAGAGAUGUGCAAGAGGGGUGGGGUGGGGUGGGGUUUCCUUAAGGGGUUGCUCUGCUGUGGGUGUUUGACCCUGUCUUUAUAGCCUUUUUAAAUUAGAAUAAGAGAAAAAAGGAAGAAAAAAGCAGAAGCUAAAAGUACAGGAACAGCAACGUACCGGUACUGAGGCAGAGCAAGACGUGUAGGCAGCAAAUCAGGAACUGAGCACAGUUUUAGCAGCUCGUGUCUUUGUGUGUCCCCAGAGUGGCCAGUGCUGAGUAACAGCCCGUUGAACACCUUCAUUCUGCUUCAGGACACAGAGGAUGGACGAGGAAUCACCGCAACCCACAACACGAAGAGGGAGGUGGAACUUUUCUUCCCUCCGCGUCAAAGGCACCCAAACCAAGGAGGAGGAUGGCGAGUCAGCAUUUGGGAGGAGGGGGAUGAAGAAGUUUUCCUCCCUCCGGCUGCACCAUCACAAACGUAGGACGUCCUCGGAGAAAGACCCUACCGAGGUCAAUGGGACAGUGAGCCAACUGGCCAGAAUGAACGACGGAACCGUCAUGGCUGGCGAGAACGUCAUCGGCGAAGGCCGCUUCAAGAGGUUCGGCUCGGUGCUGUCCUCCUUCCGGGGGAAGCUGUCCAAAGGCGGAAGUGCCAAGGAGACGGAUCAGCCCCCAGCGACCGUCACAGGAGCGGAGGACCUGUCGGUGAAGGAGCGCUACACCGGCCAGUUCUUCUUUGAGUACCUGGUCGUGGUCAAGAUCAGCAAGAAGCAGGGGGGAGGUUAUGAGCCCAAGAUCAUCUACCAGUUUCCUAAGCGGGACGGGAUGAUGCGAUGCCAGAAGGAGGAGGAGGAGAAGAUCCUGAAGGCCAUCACCCUCUUCUGCUUCCCGGAGGGCAUCAGCUGGGCCCCUCUGACCGAGUACCGCAGUGAGACCUUCUCUUUCGUCCUCACCGAGAUGGAUGGCAGCAGGAGGAACGGCUACUGCAGGAGGCUCCUGCCCCAUGGUGACGGAGCGCGCUCCCCGGAGGCCUAUUGCAUCGUUAGCCGGCUCGCCUGCUUCGGACUUUUCUCCAAGAUCUUCGAUGAGGUGGAGAAGCGGCGGCAGAAAUCUAUGGCGAUGAUCUACCCCUUCAUGCAGAGCCUACGGGAGGCUCCGGUUCCUGCGCCAGGAAACACUGUCAACAUCAAGAGUUUCAUACCUGAGUCUGGCACUGAGAUCAUCAGCCUGACACGGCCAUUGGACUCCUGGCUGGAGCACGUGGACUUCCACACUCUCUUCCGCUGCCUGACAGACAAGCAGGUGUUGAAAGUGUUUGCUUCAACUGUCCUGGAACGCCGCAUCAUCUUCAUUGCUGAAGAGCUCAGCACCCUGUCCCAGGUCAUCAACGCAGUGGCGGCCCUGCUCUACCCCUUCGUCUGGCAGCACACGCUCAUCUCCAUCGUCCCGCAGAUCCUCAUGACCGUCACCAUGGCGCCCACACCUUUCCUGCUGGGCGUGCAAAAGCGUCUGUUUAACGAGAUCAUGGAGGAGGCCGACACCACCAACCUGCUGGUGGUGGACUUGUCUGAAGGAGCUGAGAAAACGUUCAUUGUCGAGGUUGGGGAUGAGUCGUCCAUUCUCCCCCAGAAGCUCCAAGAGGAACUUCUACAGCAACUGAGUGCCAGGAAAGAGAACUCCAGUCCGGAGGAGCUGAACAGGGUCGUCUCGGAGGCCUUUGUGUCCUUCUUUGUGAAAACGGUCGGCCACUUCGCCCCGUACAUCAAACCGCAGGGGGCCGACCAGCCUGCUGUCUUCCAGAAGCGCAACUUCUACAAGGCCAUCGAGCCCAAGAACGUUCGGCACUUCGUUAAGAAGUUCAUGUUGACGCAGAUGUUCGACCUCUUCAUCCAGGAGGCAGAGCAGCGGCAGACGGCCACCCAGGGAGGAUUUUUUUACAAAAAAAUUGUGGAAUACCAAGAAAAGAAGCGGAAAGAGAAGUCAAAGAAACACUAGGAUGGACAGCGAGACCUUUAACACAAGUGCUGGACGAUGAGCUGCGGCAUCAUCACAGGACGUGUGGAAGGCACCUGUCUUUACAUGUGAUCAGAGUAAAUAGUUCUUGUACCUGUGUGAUAGUUUGUAGCUGUUAAAGUGACACGGUUCGGCCCUCCUUCUGGAGCACAGGGUCUUCGGUCUCCCUCCGUAAGGUUCUGCCGUUGAGAAUGAUUAGUUCACUCAGGUAGUGUGAAGGAGCCUGGCUACGGAAACCCGCUCUUCACGGGCAGGACCGGUACACGCUUUAACGUCCCGUCGUGCCGUCUCUGCGUUGUGGGACAGCGCUCUUCAACACUGGAGUCCGUGUGGACGAACCACCUUGUUUUCUCUUUUGUACUUGAGCCGUGUCUCUCUGGAUCACCCAGGAGGUAAACCAAUUUCUAAAGGGAAGUGAAACUGUCUGACGGAGCGCUAACUUUCGGUGCCGCAACAGGAACCUGCGCAGAUGUGACCCGCGGCAACUGGGACGAGGAUCUCCUCGCUCAUUGUUACCACUCCUAUUGUGUACGGUGGAGCCUGGGUCAGGAGUGGAGUGGGGUGGGCCGGGCCAGGCCAGGCCAGGCCAGAGGAAGGAUAUGAGGACCAGCAUUCCACUUAGGCUCAUUUGGAAGUAUGUAAGCGCAGGAAAGCUCAAACCUUUGACCUGCGGUACAUUUACCGCCCUUUACAUCGGAGGUGGGCGGCCCUCUGCUCUGCUCUGCUCUGCUCUGCUCACGCCCUUUUGGGACAGUGAAUCGCCUCACCUGGUGAUCAGGGUGCAAAUAAGAAAUUUAGUGGAGUUCAAAAUUUCGAUCAGCAUUUUUCUCCCCGUUCAGGCCAUGCGCUCUCAUCUUAAUCUCCUGUGGUGCAAACCCAGGAGCCCAUUUUCCAGGUGUAUCUCCAGCUUCUCUCAAAGAUCAGAUGGAAGAAGCCAAAUUAAUUUAUGGCAUCGGUGAAUGACAACUGAUAGCAAACUGGCUUUGUACAAGUUUGCCAGGCCAGGAGUUGAGUCGCACUGGAGAGGGAUUGUACGCAGAACCUGGGCGAAGGCAAUUCUGAUCACUGAAAUGUAAUGAUCAGUUGAGUCGCAACAGGUUCGAGAUACAGAUUAAUUCACGAGGCGCACAAACGAGUCAACGUGCUUCAACUGAUGCGGAAGAAAUGCUCCUUUUAGGUACAGUGUCUGAAAAUGAAUCAAUAAAGGUUAAGGGUUAAGAGUUCAUAAAAUGAGAAAUUGAAUCCCUUCUGUUGGAAAUACAUGUACAUAGUAAUAAAGGUAGAGUAAAUAACGGAGGAGUUUCGUUUGCUGUCAUUGUACAAAUUGUGGUACUUUCUGCUUACAGAAUGGAUUUUAGUGUAGCCUAUAAACCCCGCCCCCCCCAUCUGUGGAAAUCUCAGGAGUUUAUUGCCCCAGGGGUUCCCUGCAUGUCUCUUCACUCCAGGAGCUGAGCAGAGAAGUGACUGGCGGAGAUGAUUCACCGUCCUGUAAUAUUAACCCCUUAGCGAGGAAGGGUCGGACGCCCUGCUUCGAGCGCAUGGGCCUCUUUGUGUUUAUAAACAAGGCGAGUGUGUGGAGAAGAUGGUCAUGUGAAUGCCUGCCUUUGUCCCGGCGCUUUGGCGCGUUAUUUAAUUUCCAGCAUGUGUGAAGCUGAGGCUGGUUUUGCCUUCAAACGACGCAUCCCCCUCCUUUGGGUCUUGCAGGAUUUUGGCCCUGGAACCCCUGUCUUCCUCUCCUUCCCCGACGUGGGGCAUUUUGGAAUGAGCUGUGGGGGAAUUUCCUGUCGACGCUUUUCACAGAUGCUGGAGUCCAUGGAAGUGUGACUCAGCGGUGAGGAAAAAAAAUCCAAACGCUCCGCGUUUCCCCGAAGGCAACGGGGCUGAGGAAUAACCGAGCCCUUUGGGAUCAUCUGCGUGGGGGGGUCUGGGGGCGCGAUGGACCCGUGUUCCUGCUGCAGCUCAGAAGUGAAAGUGUUAGCACUGUGACCCCGUCCUGCCCCCCGCGGGUGUGACCGCUUCUUCUUAUUCAUCAUGUUGCUGAACCAGAAAAACAGGCUGCUGGUGCCAGGAGAGCACACUGACCUUUCCUGGUUUUACACUGCUAGUGAAUAAAGUACUUCCCAGAAAUGGACCCGUUUCCCACCUCCACUACACUUUCCAUGGAAAAACCGGCAAUUCUUCACACGCUGGUCUCACGGGAUUCCCCCGUACCAUAACGGUUACAACUGUCACUUUGCAUUCGGAAGGUUCUGGGUUCAAUCCUACCUCCGGGUAUAGUACCCGUGAGCAAGGUUGUCAUC